UUCGACGAGAGCAGACCAAGUCACAAUAUAUCACCAUGGAACGGAGUCAUCUGUAUUUGCCUAACCUGAGCUACGCGGCCAUGGGUCACGUAUACGCCCCGUAUCACGGAAGCAGUUCAACCGCUUCGGCAACAUCAUCGAAACCCGAACAUAUCGAGGAGCUAGUGUCCCAGCAACUGCAUCAUCUCAAGAUGCACUACGCCGACGAAGAGCAGCGCUACGUGGACCAGAUGCUGCUGGAGAAUCCCAUUGUUGUGGAACGCCGAGCACCGCCUACGCUGAAAACAGAGAUUGCCGUUGACACCGGAUCAGUUUCUGGAUCCGGUUCCGGAUCGGACAUCAAGGAUGCACAGCGUCAGCGGGCAGAGUCAUGCCGCAAGUCGCGGUACAACAACAAGAUCAAGAAGGCCAAGCUGCGUUUCCGACACAAAUUCGUCAGCGGACAGCUAAAGAAGAGCGCCGUUAUGUUGGACACGAUGCGGGAUGUGAUCGCGCAGGCGGAGAGGCAACUACUCGAACGGGGCUUUCCCGCCGCUGCUAUCGAGCGCAUGCGCACCACCUUCGGCCUGGAAAUGGAGCAGUGAUAUCGCCAAACGAUAUCGUUUAGAAUACCGGAAUACAGUAAUACCGUAAUACCGGAGUAGGAACGGAUCCCUGACUAGUCCAGCAUUAUCCAUACCACAUUUUUUUUUCUUGUUGACUAUAUUUAGUAUUACUCUAAGAAUAUUAUUAAAUUUUUAAAUAAAAU
Messenger RNA from Drosophila eugracilis, 748 nucleotides. RefSeq names its product protein sisterless A. The transcript has a single exon. NCBI's taxonomy places the organism in Eukaryota, Metazoa, Arthropoda, Insecta, Diptera, Drosophilidae. The coding region runs from base 36 to 584 and encodes 182 amino acids. The record is from RefSeq and is a predicted model, not a curated record.